AUAUUUUUCCAGCUACUCAAUUCGACUCUUCUGGUGAACUCCAGGAAUAUGUAUAUGCAUAUAUACACACACACUCAUGAGGAUGUUCCAUUCCUCUCUGGAAUGGAGACCUCAGAAGUUUGCAACCGAGGUAUUGGCUGGGGGCCGUCGCGCUCCUUCAUGCCGCGUUCAGCGAGAAGCAGCAGGCUUCUCGGGAAGGUUCGGUCUUGACAGGCUAAGCACUACUAACAUAGCCUGCCAGCCUGCCCACCAUGCCGGAUUUCCCCUCCUCCCCCAGCUUCCCCACGUAUCGUACUUAUCCAUCAGCGGAUAACCAGUCUUGUGCCGAGUAGUCCCUAGGUACCUGAUUAUCGCUCGUACGAGCACUUGUUCCUUUUUCUCUCUCUUCCCACUGAUCUUCAAGCCUCAACCUACACCCACAGGAAAAGCAUGAGGGCAAACGUCAGACUCUCAGCGCCGCUGAUACGAGCAGCUACACAGCAUAUCCAACGAAGGGCCUUUUCUGCCUCCACAGCUCGAAAUGCUAAGUGGGGGUUCAUAGGCCUCGGCCAGAUGGGUAUGUUGGAAAUCGCGUUAUCAUUGAAGCACAAAAAUGGCUAAUUUCAAGCAGGAUAUAACAUGGCGAGGAAUCUACAAGCCAAGCUACCUUCGAGCGAUACUCUCCGUGUCUACGAUAUCAAUCCCGAGGCCGUGAACAAAUUCGCAAACGAGACGAAGGCUUUAUCGGGAGGAGCUGCUGUUGAGAUUGCGUCAAGUGUUCGAGUGGCUGCAGAAGACUCUGUAGGUUUUCCCCAAACAGCCCAUUGCUACUCUUCAAUAUGAUGAGUUUGUUCCAAACAAAUGAUCUAAGUUGGGUCCCCGUCUUGGGUGUACCUUAUCGUGAUUCCUAAAAUUACAACAAAGCCAAUCCUCUGAAUUUGCUACAUUUACCCUCCUUAAUUACCCAAUACCUUCUUAGAAAUUACUCUAAUUGUCGGAGUUUAGGAAACUACAAUCACUGUACUCCCCGAGCCGUCUCACGUAAAGAACGUUUUUGGUCAAAUUCUCAAACCGCCGCUAUCCGAAAAAGUUGUCCCAAAUCCAAAUCGGCUCUUUAUCGAUUGCUCAACAAUUGACCCUGCUUCUUCUAGAGAGGUUGCCAAUGCUGUGCAUGCGACCCAACAAGGCCGAUUCGUGGAUGCGCCAAUGUCUGGAGGGGUUGUGGGAGCUACCGCCGGUACCUUGACUUUCAUGGUGGGAGCGUCUGAUUCUAUGGUAUCGCGACUUGAACCAAUUCUUCUCAUGAUGGGCAAGAAGAUGCUCCACUGUGGGAGUCAAGGCGCUGGGCUCUCCGGAAAGCUUGCAAACAAUUACCUUUUGGCCAUAAACAACAUCGCCACCGCGGAAGCUAUGAACAUGGGUAUUAGAUGGGGUCUUGAUCCCAAAGUCUUGGGAAAUCUGAUCAAUAUUAGUACUGGCAAAUGCUGGCCAAGUGAAGUCAACAAUCCUGUAGAUGGAGUUGUUCCUGGCUCCCCAGCUUCAAGAGACUACAGCGGUGGCUUUGGCGUCAGUUUGAUGAAGAAAGAUUUGAAUCUUGCAAUCCAAGCUGCUGCCGAAGCAGGAGCCCGUCUCGAACUUGGCGACAAAGCCAAAGAGGUAUACGAGGGUGCUGAGCAGCAGGAAGAUUGCAAGAAUAGAGACUUUAGUGUCGUCUACAGAUACAUUGGUAGCGAGCAACAGAAGAUCUGAAGGCUGAAGAGAUAAAGCUGAAGGCCAUUUCAGCUGGCGGUUCGGAUUUGGUAGCAUUACUGGGACGGACGGAUACACAUAACAGUUGGCACUCCCCAAACACUCUGGCCCUUACUUCCUUUCCCUUGAGGAUCGGUUCAAUCUGUGGUAUAGGCCUAUUUUUGGAGGGAGAAGAAGAAACAGUCGUCCUCUUACUCACCGCGUUGUCUGUCCAUCAUAGGCUUCGAGGUCCAUAUUUUUCGGGUCAACAUCUUAAUCAAAUAAAGAAUAUUAAACAUCCAAAUUUGCUCUCCUAGCUCAGAAUCUCGAAGUGAUUCCUGAAGGACCCUGUGAACAUUGAACGGAACUUUCCUAUAUUAAUGGAAUGAUGAGGCAUUGGGUGUUGGGAGCCGCUGCGUGUUUUGGUAGACCAUCAGGGGAGGACUUAAAUGAGGAGAUUAGAAGUAAGCACUUCUGUUAUUAUCAUCCAGAAACUUGUUUCUGAUUUACUGGAAUAAUAGCAUACAGAAAAUGCAGUACACAGGCAGUACCGUAAGGGUAACGAAUAAACAGCGCUCUCGUUAUUCUGAAUUAUCUAGGAUAUGGUAAUUCCGAGAGUCUAGGAUAACGAGAUUAAUCAACUGAGCGUUUGGAGAUAAGAGCUUCACCC
Messenger RNA from Hymenoscyphus albidus, 2377 nucleotides. The record is from the annotation of a GenBank genome assembly. Lineage: Eukaryota; Fungi; Ascomycota; Leotiomycetes; Helotiales; Helotiaceae.